Prorocentrum cordatum is the source of this 263-nucleotide messenger RNA. NCBI's taxonomy places the organism in Eukaryota, Dinophyceae, Prorocentrales, Prorocentraceae. The record is from the annotation of a GenBank genome assembly.
GAUUCCGUCGCAGACUUCAGCACCAAUUUUUUCGGCAAGUGGGACGCCUUCGAUGGUUCGUUGGUCUCCUUUCAGCUUUGCUUUAUUCUUGCCGUCAUCGGAUCCUUCGUCGUCUGCGGCUUUGCGGCCCUCGGCGUCUUCCUCACAGGCCUCCCCUGGCUGCUGACCAGCUCUCGGGGGGCUUGGGAUCUGCCCUGCGCGGCGGCGGUCCCGAGCCCUAGGCACGUCAGGGUCAAGAGCGCGCUCUGCUUAAAGGCCUACAG